Molecule: messenger RNA, 4039 nt
Organism: Mesoplodon densirostris (Blainville's beaked whale)
Lineage: Eukaryota; Metazoa; Chordata; Mammalia; Artiodactyla; Ziphiidae
Gene: ANKRD6
Product: ankyrin repeat domain 6
Exons: 16
Coding region: 304-2487 (727 amino acids)
Molecular function (GO): protein binding
Source: RefSeq, a predicted model, not a curated record
GGAGCGGGGAUCGCAGACCGGCGAGCGGCGGCAGGAGGCGGCGGCGCUGGGCGGCGCCGAGGCCCAGGGGCCGCCGGAGCCAGCGGGAGCCCGUGCCCAUCGUCUCCUCUCGCCCCCAACGCUGUCGCCGGCAUCGGUCCCAGCGGCGCAGAGAGAAAGGUCCCAAAGAUGGCAUAGUGAUGAAGGCACCUUCCAAUGAUCGGAACGUCUUUACCCGAGGGUGCCUGCCUGGGCCCGUGGCAUCGCGUUUAGCCAAAGGAACUUGUCUACCACUUCCCGGAAAACGUCUUACUCUCCUAAUUCAUGAGCCAGCAGGAUGCGGUCGCCGCGCUUUCAGAACGCCUGCUCAUAGCUGCAUACAAAGGCCAGGCGGAGAAUGUGGUUCAGCUCAUCAACAAGGGUGCCAAGGUAGCGGUUACCAAGCAUGGCCGGACCCCCCUGCAUCUUGCUGCCAAUAAGGGCCACCUUUCUGUGGUCCAGAUCUUGCUGAAGGCUGGCUGUGACCUCGACGUCCAGGACGAUGGGGAUCAGACCGCCUUGCACCGGGCCACGGUGGUGGGGAACACCGAGGUCAUCGCGGCGCUCAUCCAGGAGGGCUGUGCUCUGGACAGACAGGACAAGGACGGGAACACGGCCCUGCACGAAGCGUCCUGGCACGGUUUCAGCCAGUCUGCCAAGCUGCUCGUUAAAGCAGGAGCCAACGUGCUUGCCAAGAACAAGGCGGGGAACACGGCUCUGCACCUGGCCUGCCAGAAUAGCCACGCCCAGAGCACACGCGUCCUCCUGCUGGGCGGCUCCCGCGCCGACCUCAAAAAUAACGCAGGCGACACCUGUUUGCACGUUGCUGCGCGCUAUAAUCACUUGUCCAUCAUUAAGCUCCUCCUCAGUGCUUUCUGUUCCGUCCAUGAAAAGAACCAGGCUGGAGACACAGCACUUCAUAUUGCUGCUGCCCUAAAUCACAAGAAGGUGGUUAAAAUCCUGCUGGAAGCCGGAGCAGAUGGGACCAUUGUCAACAACGCAGGCCGGACUCCACUGGAGACUGCCCGCUACCACAAUAAUCCGGAAGUGGCUCUCCUCCUCACUAAAGCGCCCCAGGUCUUACGCUUCAGUCGUGGGCGAAGCCUGAGGAAAAAGAGAGAGAGGCUCAAGGAAGAGAGGAGAGCUCAGUCUGUGCCGAGAGAUGAUGUGGCACAAAGCAAGGGAAGUGUCUCAGCAGGAGACGCCCAUAGCAGUGAACAGGCUGUACCCAGAAAAGAAGAGUCCAGAGAAGAUUUCCUGUCCGCCUCCCCGGAGCCCAAAGCAAAGGACAACAGGCAGAAAAAGUCAAGGCCCAAGGCGUCAGCGUUUUCUGACCCCACCCCACCAGCAGACCAGCAGCCUGGACAGCAGAAGAGCUCGCACACUCACAGUCACCCUAAAAAGAGGCCCAGGCAUCGCUGUUCACCACCAGCCGCCCCCCACGAGUUCAGAGCGUACCAGCUCUACACGCUGUACCGGGGCAAGGAUGGCAAAGUGAUGCAGGCACCGAUAAACGGCUGUCGAUGUGAACCCCUGAUCAACAAGCUGGAGAAUCAGUUGGAGGCGGCUGUGGAGGAGAUCAAAGCAGAGCUGGUGUCCGUUCAGGAUAAGAUGAACGCAAAGCUGGGGCACAUGGAGAAUAAGACCCAGCACCAAAUGCGGGUUCUGGACAAGCUGAUGGUUGAGCGACUCUCAGCAGAGAGGACGGAGUGCCUGAGCCGCCUGCAGCAGCACUCGGACUCAGAGAAGCACGAGGGAGAGAAACGGCAGAUGUCCUUGGUGGAUGAAUUAAAAACUUGGUGCAUGUUAAAGAUUCAGAAUCUGGAGCUGAAGCUUUCUGGAGAUUCUAGGGCCUCCAGGACUAAAUCCACACCAUCCACUUGCGAGUCCUCCACAGGCGUGGAUCAGUCAGUGGUGACCGCAGGCCCAGGAGCAGCCUCUGACAGCCCCCCCCAGGGGGUCAGGCCCAAGGAAAAGGCCCUCAGCUCCACAGCUGCCCACAGACUCCAGCAGGAGUUGUCUUCCUUGGACUGUACAGGCUCCCGACUGAGGAAUGUCAAGGUCCAGACAGCCUCGUUACCCUUGAAAGAGGCAGCCAAAUGCGACCCGCAGGCUGGGCCCUGUGUUGACAGAGGCACCCAAACCAAAAAGUCUGGGAAAAGUGUGCAGACGAGGCACCGUGGCCAGCAGCCAGCAGCCAGCACCACCUGCGGGCAGCUGCCACCGGCAGCAGGUGGCGAGCAGACUGGCCCUCAUACUCGAGAUACCUCCCAGGCGCUGGAGCUCACCCAGUAUUUCUUUGAGGCUGUUUCUACCCAGAUGGAAAAGUGGUAUGAAAGGAAGAUUGAAGAAGCACGAAGCCAAGCCAGUCAGAAAGCCCAGCAAGACAAGGCCACACUGGAGGAACACAUUAAAAGUUUAGAGGAGGAACUUGCUAAACUAAGGACUAAGGUACACAAGGAAAACUAGGGCCUGGGAAGUGGGACAAGAAAGGAUUCCUGGGACUUCCCUGGUGGUCCAGUGGUCGACUCUGUGCUUCCAGUGCAGGGGGCGGGGGUUCGAUCCCUUGUGGUCCAGUGGUCGACUCUGUGCUUCCAGUGCAGGGGGCUGGGGUUCGAUCCCUGGUCUGGGAACUAGGAUCCUGCAUGCCGUGGGGAGGGCGGCGGGGGGAAGGAUUCCUGAGGAUUUCCGGUCCUGCAGCUGCAGAAGAGCUACGUCCGAGGUGUCAGUUUUUGUACACAUAGCAGAACUUGCCUUUUAAAAAAAGCACUCAUUUCUAAAACGUGCCAGACACAUGCUUCCUAUGCCCUGAAGUUAUGAAGACUUCAACAAUUAGACUGAAACUAGGGGAUGCUUGCUUAGUUUCAGGUUCAUUACAGAUUUGAAACCUCAGCUCAAGUUCAUCUGAAGUUCAAAAGCUCAGAUGAAGCGAGCUGUGCUAAGAAACUGAAGGAUGUGUAAGCCUAAACCCUAAUAUUCAGGAUAUGAAAUAAUGUAAAUGAAAAGCAAGAAAAAAUAUGAAUCCCUGUGCACUGAACUCAAGCAGUCAUUCAUACCAACAUGCCUCCUGUGCCUGGACAGUGUCUUUCUGUAGGAGCUGUAACAGACACGCUGAACUCCCUCAAGUUCAUAGUUCCCAAAAUGCUGACAUCUUAACCAGGGAAAACUCACCAAACAAAUUUUGAGGAGAAGGAUUUUCAUGAUGUCACAAGAUCCAGUAUAUUGUAAAAUGUUUUGAAAAGUCAGAGUGUAUUUAAAUAAUGGGUUAAUUGGCUAAUAAUGCUGGGAAUGUCAAUGAACUCAAAGGAGAAAGGUUCAAAUCAUUGGAUCAUGGUUUCUGUAUCUUUCAGCCGAAAGAAAGAAACAGUACAAUUAAUCAUAGUGAUUUUAAAGUGGAUUAAUGGAAAAAACAUUCACGUAGCAAUUACCUGAAAUUUCUAUAACCUAAUUCACAGCCAGUUAUCUUAGAGUACCUUUCUGAAUGUGAGCUUAUUGGUCUACAUUUUAUAAAGAAAUAAGGCUGUUUCUUGAAAGUGUUUCAUUUUGAACUGAGUUCUGUCAUUGAAGAACCUUAAAAGCUUUCCACUGCUUUGUAGCGACUAUGUCAAGGUAAAUAAUGCAAUAAAUUGACUUGGCUUCCCCAGCUUCAGGGAGCACUGUGGAUGUUACUCUGCUCUAUGGAGUAUACAAAGUUGCAAAAGUAACAGUAUGUUGAAACUUUGGAUUUAAUUAUCUUCCAAGCUUCUUGUCCCUUGUGGCAUUAUAUUCAUCUCCUCAAAAUUCCAUAUAUGCAUAGAAACCUCGAUUCUAUUUCUGUAAACAGAGGAACCAAGUAACUGUUGUCUGUAAUUUUGAAUGAACUUUUGCUCAUUGAGCCAAAGAGAAAAUAUGACUUCUUGACAUGGGAACACCCAGAAAAACAAAGUAUGCAUUUAGUCCCUGCGUGUUCUGCCCAUCAAGCUCAGUUGUUUUUGGUUUGUUCUUUUAAAUACUGACAAUCUAUGGAUCUAGGCGUUCCUAA